UGAGCGACUGAGUGAGUGAGUGAGCGAGCGAGCGAGUUGAGUUGCUCUGUCUUAGUCAGUCUCGGUGGUUCCUGCUGCGAGGUCCUGCUUCUUCAGCUGAGGUCAUGAGGCGUAAAGUGGGAUAACUAAGGAGCCGCACGGAAGUCCGUGAACGCAACAGUCCUAUCUCUGCUUUAUCUCUUUGUUUCUUCUCAGCUACUUUCUGUGGUUGUGAUCCAGCAGGUCUGAGUUGGACCGUGGUUUCAGUUAUGGCAGACCAUCUGGUUUCCACUCUGCUGGAGGCCUGUGUGGUGGUUGGAGCAUCCAUGGACAAACUCAGGGACGCCUACCAGUCUGUUAACAGUAAUGGAGCUCCAGAGCACCUCCUGCUGGAGCCAGAGGUCCUGCAUGUCCUGGCACCUCCCUUUGUGAGCAGACCACAAAAUGAGAGCGAUGUGGUGAGUUCCCAUGGAAGGAAACGGCGCUCCUUUCUCAGGAAGAAGAGGGAACAAACUGCUUCAGCGGCUGCAACACCAAGCCAAGGUGGAGGUGCUGAAAGAAGACAAGGAAGUGAAGAUCUUAGUGUUCCGAAAGAUAUCGACCUCAUGGCUUUACCUCAGCUCUGCUUCCCGGAUGGGCUCAGAAUAACCACUGAACAGAGAGAUGAACAGUUUCACUUCCUGGUUUUCACUGAUGUCUUUGGCAACAAGACCCAUGGAGUUGUAAUGCAGUGUUACCAACCAAUAUUGGAAGGGACGUCACUCUUCCACAACGGAGCUGGGUCUACAAAGUUUUCUAAACUUUUCACUGCUUACAGCUUCUGUGUCAUAUCCAAGUAUCCUUACUUCACUGCCCUUAAAGAUUGUUUGUCAUGUCUGUUAAUCCAGCUGAGAACUUGUCGUUUAUCAGACAUGGAAGAGAGAGUGAAGGAGUUUGCAGCCAAACUUUCACUUGUGCCGAUCCCACCUCCUGGACAAUUGCAUCUGAUGUUUACUUUACGUCCUUUGACGAUUGUUUUACCAUCCAGAGAAGACAAAGAUCUCCCCGCUAUAGAUUUAGACCUCCAUCUGCCUUUCCUCUGCUUUAAGCCACAACAACUGCUGCAGGUGUUAUCUUGUCUCCUGCAGGAACAGCGAGUGGUGUUAUUUUCUUCUGACUGGGCCAGACUCACACUAGUGGCGGAGAGUUUGUUGCUUAUCCUACAGCCUCUGUCAUGGCAGCAGCCUUAUGUUCCUGUCCUGGCCAGAGGAAUGCUGGACUUCCUCAUGGCUCCGACUGCCUUCCUCAUGGGCUGCCAUCUGAGUCAUUUUAAAGAGGUUGCUGCUGAAACAGAUGAUCUGAUCUUAAUCAACAUUGAUAGUGGAGGCGUCUCCACUUCUUGUUCCGAUACUGUUGACCUUCCACACAUUCCUCCAGCUGCGGCAGACUGUUUCACACAAAGAUGUCAGUCACUGCAGGUACAUUUCGAUCUGAACCAGUGCCACCGCGCAAGCUGCCCUGACAUCAACGAACAGCGAGCCCAGAGAAGAGCGUGGCAGCGCAACCUCAACCAAGACAUCCAGAGGAUUGCGCUGGAGCUGCUUGUCAACAUAUUCAGGGAUGUUAGUUGUCAUCUCAACUAUGAACAUCGAGUGUUUAACAGUGAAGAGUUCCUGAAAACCAGAGAGCCGGCAGAAAAACUUUUUUACAAGAAGGUGUUGGAGACGCACAUUUUCCACUCCUUUCUCAAAGAUCGUCUCAAUAAGAAAUCGGAUAAUUAUGCUCGCAUGGAACUUGGCACUCGCUCUGAGAUGCAGAGGUUGAAGGCUAUGGUCGAAGUGCCACGAAGACCCACGAUGCAGGAGAUUCAAGCCCGCAGAAAGAGCUCCCUCACAGACAGCAAGCUGAUUAAAAGACUGGGCAUGAGCCUUCCUAACUUGGGAGACGACCAAACUGUUGCCUUCCAUAGAAAUGCUCUGCUGAAUGGGAUCUUCGUGUCUGACACAGCUUUAAGGAUUCCUCCUAAGCCUGUGAAGGUGUUUAAACUCCCAGACUUCCCAGCAUCUCUGUCCUUCCAUUCUGUCCAAAGUUAUUACAGUGAGCUCAUCCAGCACCUUGGGAAGGCCAUCUCCUCUGUCCAGAACGAGAACUCUUCUCUGCUGGCCAGGUUUUACUACUUGCGUGGUUUCAUCAACACCUUGUGUUUACGACGGCUGGAUGCUCUGAGUGAUUUCCAGAAACUCUACAAGACGGACACCGCCAUCUUCCCCACGCAGCUGGUUACAUGGCUCGUGGACUCUCUGCACCAAGACGAGAGAAAACAAGCCGAUAGACGACCUGAACUCAAGAGACUCAUCCUCAAGGUGAAGACGGAGAACGAGAAGCCGUCAGUGCAGCCCGAUGACCACGUUAAAAAGUUCAAGCUUCCUCGGAAACCCCUGCAUCAAGACGAGUUUGUUCGUUGCAUCCAAGAAUGUGGGAUUGUUAAGGACGUAGCGACCAUACAUCGUUUAUUUGAUGCUUUUACUGAUGGACAAUCCAAGCAGUUGGACCCUGAACUCUUCAGACUUUUUUACAACUUCUGGAAGGAGACGGAGGCUGAAGCACAGGACGUCAACCUGCCCGCUCAGGUCAUUGACCACCUCGAUAAUAGUGAGUGUGUCUACAAGUUGUCGUCCUGUGUCAAAACCUCUCAUGGCGUUGGGAAAAUUGCGAUGACGCAGAAACGUUUGUUCUUGCUCACCGAGGGACAACCAGGCUACCUGGAAAUCACAAAGUUCAGAGACAUACAGGAGGUAAAGAUUGCCUCAGCUCCUUUUCUUCUUGUUCGUAUUCCUUCCCUUCGUAUCCAGACCACCAGCAGGCCUGAGGUGUUCGAGGCCAACCUGAAGACAGAGACUGAUCUCUGGAACCUCUUGGUCAUAGAGAUGUGGGCCGGACGUAAGAUGGCUGAUCAACACAAGGACCCUCAGUACAUGACUCAGGCUCUGACCAACGCUCUGUUAAUGGACGCUGUGGUGGGUUGUCUGCAGACCCAGAGGUCCAUUAUUGCUGCGUCAAAGCUGGCUUACUUUGAUAAGAUUAAACAUGAAGUGCCCAUGAUGGUGCCUAAAGCUACCUCAGAGACUCUAAAGCACAAGAUCAACCCCUCAAAAGACUUGGCUGAACCUCAGACUGUCCGUGUGCUACUGUACACACCAGGUCAUUUGACUUGUGACCUCUCAGAGGGUAAGAAGAACCCAAAGCUGUGGGUGGCUCUUAGCGGUGGAAAAGUGGUCGUGUUCGAUGCUGCAAGCUGGUCCAUGUUGGAGGACUGCAUCCAGGUUGGAGAGUUGCAGCUGAACUGCAUGCUGGGAUUGGUCCAGGAGCAGGUUUGGAUCGGCUCUCAAGACUCUGUGAUCUACAUCAUUGACACUCACAGCAUGUCCUGCAACAAACAGCUGACUGAACACAGACAUGAAGUGACUGGCCUCACACUGGACACCAAAGAUAGUCAGCAGUUGUUCUCCUGCAGCUGUGAUGGCACAAUCCUGCAGUGGGACUCAGUCAGUCUCAAAGUGAAGCGACAGUUCCACCUGAGCUGUGACCAUCUCUCCUCUAUACAGAUCCACGAUGGCAUUCUGUGGUGCUGUUGUAAUGACAGCAUUGUAGAACUGAAGAAGAGCGGGACACCUCAGCGACGGAUGUCGCUCCCCGACGACCUGCGGUGCAUUCCCGGUAGCUUCAGCAGCUUCAUUGUCAUUCCUGAGCAAGGUCAGUUGUGGACGGCAUGUGCAGAGUCAGGAGAGCUGUGUCUCUGGCACAUUACUGACCACAGAUGUCCGUACAAAAGAAUCUCCCUGCCCGGCAGUUCAGGGGUCACCUGCAUGAUUCAUGUCAAGGACCAGAUCUGGGUGGGCUGCCGUGGCUGGCCCACUGUCGGAGGUGAGUAUGACGGCCGGAUAAGGAGUCAAGUGUUGGUAGUGAAUCCUGAGAGCCGCACUGUGGAAAAGGAGCUGCAGGCUCAUUCAGACAGUAUCCAGACACUGUGCACAGCUGAGGACAGAUAUGUCCUGAGUGGCUCUGCGCGCCGUGAUGGGAAGAUCGCCAUCUGGAAAGUGGAGUGAAAAUAGGACUAUUACAGCAAAAAGGAUAAAGUAAAGGUAUUUCACUUGGUGGAGUAUCUUUUUUUUUUUAAUCCAAAUUUUA
Molecule: messenger RNA, 4146 nt
Organism: Solea solea (common sole)
Lineage: Eukaryota; Metazoa; Chordata; Actinopteri; Pleuronectiformes; Soleidae
Product: DENN domain-containing protein 3-like
Exons: 28
Coding region: 249-4064 (1271 amino acids)
Biological process (GO): regulation of Rab protein signal transduction
Cellular component (GO): cytoplasmic vesicle
Molecular function (GO): protein binding
Source: RefSeq, a predicted model, not a curated record